AUGGACAUAACAACUCUAUUCGAAAAAUAUAAAAAGACUCACAACAAAUUAAGUCCUUUGUCAUUGAAUCAGUUUUACCCAAUGGCGAUAAAUGAGAAUUGUGAAUUGCUUCAAAUUUAACCAGAUAGUGAAGUCCAAAGUUUUAUUUCCUUUCGAGAACUGAAUCAAGGGGCAGUUUCAGAAUUAAAACGAUCCUUCUAACAAUCCAAAAUGGUUUGGAAUAAUUAUAGUAAAUAUCUCUUUGGAGAGCCAUCCUUGGAUGAGUAGGAAUUGGAAACCGUCGAUCAAGAAAAAUUCAAUACAUCUAGAAAAUUGUAAUUAAUUCACAAUAGAGAGACAUUUCACAAAAUGAGAAAGCAAUACAAAUAAUAAGAGGAGAGUCAAUUGAACCAAGUCAAAUAAGCUUUAAAAAAAAUUCAUUCUUAAACUAAUGGAAUCAAAGUCUACCCUUCUUUAGCAUAUUAAGAUUAAUAAAAGUUAGAGUUGCUAAGAAAAUAGGUAAGAUUAGGAGGUGUUUAGUAAUUGUAAGAAAGAAACACUGAUGCUUAGCAAUUAUAAAAAAGAAUACUUGAAUCAUAAGUUGCAUUAAGUUAAAUUAAAAAGCAAUUUGCUUAUGCUUUUAAUUAUGAUUAUAACUUCUGGGGUCCUUGUUCAAGGGACGGAAGUACAAUGGUCACCUUCGAUAGAAAACUUUAUUUGUAUGGAGGGUCUAGUUCUGUCUAAUAAGAAGAUUUGUGUGUGGCUAUUAUUGAUAAAUGUAAUAUGGAAUAAUAAUUUACAUAGAGUUUUACAAGUGGAGUCCUCAAAAAUUAGAUGAAAAAUCAAUCCAUGGGUAUAGAGUUCAUCAUACUGCUGGAAUCUACAAGAAUUUUAUGA
Paramecium tetraurelia is the source of this 876-nucleotide messenger RNA. RefSeq lists its product as uncharacterized. The transcript has a single exon. NCBI's taxonomy places the organism in Eukaryota, Ciliophora, Oligohymenophorea, Peniculida, Parameciidae. The record is from RefSeq and is a predicted model, not a curated record.